AUGUUCGACGGCUUAUUUAUGCUGCUCAUUUUGAGCGUGAUAAUGUGUUUGAGUUGCUUUCUUGCUGGAGCAAUUCCACUAUCUAUGACCUUAUCGCCGUCCCAACUUCGAUUAAUAUCUACGAUUGGUAUGGGAGUGCUUGUCGGGACUUCGCUGGUUGUUAUCAUACCCGAAGGGAUUGAAGCAGUGUAUACUGCAGGAUCUUCGGCACAUACUCAUGGAGCAAGGAGCAUGAGGGUUCAAGAGAGAAGCUCCGAGCUAUCGUGGGUUGGUGGAGUCAACACAAUCGCAUACUCGAACAAAGCAAUUGUCAAUCGAAGACAUGCCCAGCUAAAUUCAAAGACUUCGCAGCCCGUAGAAGUUGAGAUCAUCACCAGGGAAACUCUGGCAGAGGAAAAGGAAAAUAGUGCACCAGAAAAGUCGGAUGAAAAACCAACGGGUGAAAGCGAUGUGCAUCACGACGAGGACGAAUCACCUACAUUCUGGAUUGGUUUAUCUCUGGUUUUGGGAUUCAUUCUUAUGUUCUUAAUUGACAAAGUUCCAAGACAUGCUUCCGAGAAAUUACAAGCCCCGGUAGCUCCAAGGCAAAUUUCUCUUAACAAUCUAUCUCAAGGAAUAUCAAACAUCUCUUCGUCUGAUGAAGAAUCAGACGGCUUUUUUCAAUCACUCACGCCGAGCCCGAAGCAAAGUCGUAGUCUGGCUACAACGACAGGGCUUGUGAUACAUGCGUCGGCAGAUGGAAUAGCUAUGGGUGCAUCCGCCUCUACAUCCAACACGAAACUAGGGUUUAUCAUUUUCAUUGCAAUCAUGGUCCAUAAAGCGCCUGCCGCCUUUGGACUUACAUCCGUCUUACUGAAGCAAGGACUUUCGAAACGAGCAGCACGUGGUCAUCUCAUAGUUUUCAGUCUCGCAGCUCCAUUCGGUGCCAUCACGACGUUUCUAUUAGUAAAUAUUCUUGGUGGUGGGAAUAUCGAGGGAGCCAAAGGACAAUGGUGGACGGGAAUGUUACUAUUGUUUUCUGGUGGAACUUUCCUAUACGUCGCAAUGCAUGCUAUGCAAGAAGAUUCGGGGGUGCAUUCCCAUGAACACACAAAUUCCAAUGGGUAUCUUGACGGUAUUUCACAACGUAAACAAGCGAAACCGCAAAUGAGAGAUACGCUCGCGGCUGUCGGGGGAAUGUUGAUCCCUCUAUUAACACAGUUUGGCCAUGACCAUUGA
Molecule: messenger RNA, 1218 nt
Organism: Botrytis deweyae
Lineage: Eukaryota; Fungi; Ascomycota; Leotiomycetes; Helotiales; Sclerotiniaceae
Exons: 3
Coding region: 1-1218 (405 amino acids)
Biological process (GO): transmembrane transport; zinc ion transport
Cellular component (GO): membrane
Molecular function (GO): metal ion transmembrane transporter activity
Source: RefSeq, a predicted model, not a curated record